This is a messenger RNA of Diabrotica balteata, 324 nucleotides long. The record is from the annotation of a GenBank genome assembly. Lineage: Eukaryota; Metazoa; Arthropoda; Insecta; Coleoptera; Chrysomelidae.
AUGAGUUAUGCAGUAUUGGUUAUUAAUGGAUAUAUUCUAAGUAUUGAUCAUAGUGAUUUGAUGAAAACCACCAUACUUCUAAACUUAACUGGGUCAUGUCUCGUUCAACUAGCUGUAUUUGCUUUUCAAGCAUCGGAUAUUAAAUUUCAGAGCUUGUCAGUCAUUGACUCUAUUCACAACUCAGAAUGGUAUUUGUUUAAAGCUCCGCUUAAAAAAGCUUUAACCUUUAUUAUAAUGAAUACGAAAAAGCCUAUUUCGAUCAAUGCUGGAGGACUUUCCAAUGUUGAUAAUGAGGUAUUAGUAAACGUAAGUUAUACUAGAUAA